This is a messenger RNA of Poecilia latipinna (sailfin molly), 4618 nucleotides long. RefSeq names its product protein groucho-2-like. The record is from RefSeq and is a predicted model, not a curated record. Gene Ontology annotation, cellular component: transcription regulator complex; nucleus. Lineage: Eukaryota; Metazoa; Chordata; Actinopteri; Cyprinodontiformes; Poeciliidae. The coding region runs from base 1048 to 3411 and encodes 787 amino acids. The transcript has 21 exons. Gene Ontology annotation, molecular function: protein binding; transcription corepressor activity. Gene Ontology annotation, biological process: regulation of DNA-templated transcription; negative regulation of canonical Wnt signaling pathway.
UUGCCUUCAUUUAUAUAUGUUCACCUGGCAUUUAAUUUGCUUAAAUAAGCAUACCUCUGGGGGUGACGUUCACACCACAGACGUCCUUGGAUGACCAGAGUUUAAUAGAUGUAGACGGCAUUUGCUCUGCUUCGCUGAAAUGGACGAACAUAUAAAUUAUUACCUUUGUUUUGAACAAGUUGUUGAACGCUCAGAAUGUCACUUCACAUCCAAAAUGGCGACCGUGUGAGGUCACUGUAUUUGUCCAAUGAGAACGUCUGUUUUCUUCCAACCCCACGUGGGGAUGCCGCUCAGUGAUUGGUUGCUCGUGCUGAGCUCCGACGCGGAACCUGAUUGGUUGGUGCGGGGCCCUCUCUCAGCAGUGAGGUCCUCGUGUCAGUGCACAGUCUGUGUGUGGUACAGCGCGCGGCGGAGGAACUGGGUACCCAACGGCAGGCUGGCGGUGAAUUAAACAACGCUCGAUAUUUUAACACAAAAUAACUGGUUCAGUCGACAGUUAGUACUAUCAGGAGCUACUGGAGAACUGGCGUACUGCUACAGGAUCUAACUUAGCCUGUUUUGAAGUUGUCUGCGGUCGAGGACUCGUCCAGCGUCCGAUCGGACGGACGGAGCGCCGCUCUCCGCCUCGGAAUCACCGGGCUUUAAAGGACUCUCAAGGGGCCGAACAAGACGAAGCGUACAAAUACAGGAACGACGAAAAGACAUCUUUGUUUUGCUCUUUAAGUCGUCAGUGGCGGUGGAAAGUCGAUGAUAUUCCGCAGUGUGUGGAUACUAUUUCUUACCUGUAUAGAGGAAGGAGGAAUCAGUCGAGACAAAGGUCCAAAGCGAGGCUGAGGAGGUGACACAUCCACUGGUCGGGGGUCUGAAAGUGCGCCUGGCAGCCCAGAAAAAGGCUUUGUCCGCCGCCAUCCUGCGUAUACAGGGGAAGGGGUGGCGGUGAUUUACCGCCCCUUCUCUGGGAUUUACGACCAAGAAAAAAAAAAAAAAAAAAAAAAAAAAAGGGGGGGGGAGAAAAACACAUCGAUUCCCUUGUGUAAAAGGCUCGACAUGUAUCCACAAGGCCGGCAUCCGGCACCUCACCAACCAGGGCAGCCUGGCUUCAAGUUCACGGUGGCAGAGUCCUGCGAUAGGAUCAAAGACGAAUUUCAGUUCCUGCAGGCCCAGUACCACAGUCUCAAAGUUGAGUACGAUAAACUGGCCAACGAAAAGACUGAAAUGCAGCGCCACUAUGUCAUGUAUUACGAGAUGUCCUAUGGACUCAACAUUGAGAUGCACAAACAGACGGAAAUUGCCAAACGCCUCAAUGCAAUUCUGGCUCAGAUCAUGCCGUUCUUGUCACAAGAGCAUCAACAGCAGGUGGCUCAAGCUGUUGAGAGGGCUAAGCAGGUGACAAUGACUGAGCUGAAUGCUAUCAUCGGGGUACGUGGACUUCCCAAUCUGCCUCUGACUCAGCAGCAGCUUCAGGCCCAGCACCUCUCUCAUGCUGCCCACGGCCCCCCGGUCCAGCUGCCCCCUCACCCCUCAGGCCUGCAGCCGCCUGGCCUCCCCCCGGUGACAGGUGCUGGAUCCGGUUUGCUGGCUCUGGGCGCUCUUGGCAGCCAGACCCACCUGCCUGUGAAGGAUGAGAAGAACCACCACGACCUGGAGCACCGAGGCCCCUCAUCUUUUCACUCGCCUCUGGCCAUUCCUCUGAAAGAACGCGAGUCCAGCACGAAUAACUCAGUGUCGCCAUCAGACAGCCUGCGGGUAUCGAGCGAGAAGCACCGCAGCUCUUCAGACUACGGCCUGGACUCCAAGAAACGCAAAGUGGAUGACAAAGACAGCAACAGAGGAUAUGACAGUGACGGAGAGAAAAGUGACGACCUGGUGGUGGACGUGUCCAACGAGGACCCAGCCACCCCUCGAGUCAGCCCCGCCCAUUCCCCUCCGGAAAACGGCCUGGAUAAGUCCCGGGUGCUGAAGAAAGACGCCGCCCCCAACAGCCCCGCCUCCGUCGCGUCUUCGGGCAGCACGCCGUCGUCUAAGGCGAAGGACCACACCCAUAACGACAAGUCGUCGACACCGAGCCUAAAGUCCAACACGCCUACACCGAGGAACGAGGCCCCCACACCGGGGACCAGCACGACGCCCGGACUGCGGCCUUUAUCGAUGGGAAAACCGCCCGGCAUGGAGGCGCUAGCUGCCCCGGCCCUCCGCACUCCCCUGUCGAUCGCUGGUUCUUAUGCCUCCCCAUUUGCCAUGAUGGGUCAUCAUGAAAUGAACGGAUCGCUGACCAGCCCCGGCGUCUAUCCGGGUCUCAUCUCACCCCAGAUGAGCGCUGCUGCAGCCGCUGCCUACGGACGGUCACCAAUCGCAGGAUUUGACCCCCAUCCUCACAUGCGAGCUCCAGGCCUGCCGGCCAGUCUCACCUCCAUUUCAGGAGGAAAACCAGCUUACUCUUUCCACGUGAGUGCGGACGGUCAGAUGCAGCCCGUGCCCUUCCCUCCGGACGCUCUGAUAGGCCCGGGCAUCCCGCGCCACGCUCGUCAGAUCAACACGCUCAGCCACGGCGAAGUGGUGUGCGCCGUCACCAUCAGCAACCCCACGCGUCACGUCUACACUGGUGGAAAGGGCUGCGUCAAGAUCUGGGACAUCAGUCAGCCGGGCAGCAAGAGUCCCGUGUCCCAACUUGACUGCCUGAACAGAGACAAUUACAUCCGCUCCUGCAAGCUGUUGCCCGACGGCCGCACCCUAAUCGUCGGCGGCGAGGCGAGCACGCUGACCAUCUGGGACCUGGCCUCGCAGACGCCCCGCAUCAAGGCUGAGCUCACUUCCUCUGCUCCGGCCUGCUACGCUCUGGCCAUCAGCCCCGAUGCCAAGGUCUGCUUCUCCUGCUGCUCCGACGGAAACAUCGCCGUGUGGGACCUCCAUAACCAGACCCUGGUCAGGCAGUUCCAGGGCCACACAGACGGAGCAAGCUGUAUCGAUAUUUCCCACGACGGGACCAAACUGUGGACCGGAGGGCUCGACAACACGGUCCGCUCCUGGGAUUUGAGGGAGGGCCGGCAGCUUCAGCAACACGACUUUACCUCACAGAUCUUCUCAUUGGGCUACUGUCCCACUGGAGAAUGGCUGGCUGUGGGGAUGGAGAGCAGCAACGUGGAAGUACUCCACCACACCAAGCCUGACAAGUACCAGCUGCAUCUACAUGAGAGCUGCGUCCUCUCACUCAAGUUUGCCUACUGUGGUAAAUGGUUCGUGAGCACGGGGAAGGACAACCUGCUGAACGCGUGGAGGACUCCGUACGGUGCCAGCAUUUUCCAGUCGAAGGAGUCGUCGUCCGUCCUGAGCUGCGACAUUUCUGCAGAUGACAAAUACAUCGUGACAGGAUCUGGUGACAAGAAGGCCACAGUCUACGAGGUCAUCUACUGAGAUUAUUGUCCUGGUUUAACGUGGGCUGCAACAGAAUGAAGCAAACUACAUUUUUCUCUGACUUAUUUUGGAAAUCAGCUGUGCUGUUGGCCUGUGGAAAUCAUACUGCAAGGAUUUUUUUUAAUCCCUUGUUUUAGGGUUGUACAUCUUUCUUUUUUUGGAUGUGACGGGAUGGAGCGGAGCUUCAUCUCUGAGAAAUUAAUUCCUCAAAACAUGUACAUUGUGUACAUACUGGAUUAAAUAAGACAUUUUAUAUAUUAUAAAAGUAUAUAUAUAUAUAUUUUCAUGUCCUGGGUGUACUUGUGACCAUUGUUUUGGUCGCUCUGGUCUGAGAGAGACCAGAACACGGACUGAAACUUUUUCAACCAUCACACCCUGAUCGUUUUCUAAAGCACAUUCUGCAGGCUGAUCUUUCCAGGAAUCAAACAGAGGAGCCUGAAUCUUGCAAUGUUGAACAUUUCAUGGAGAAUUUUUUUUUUUUUUAAAUUAAAACCGGCCUUACGUCAGAACGCUCUUAAAGGACGAAGCGUGGUCGGAUUCAGGCGGACCCUCCACUGGAACAAGUGGGAUGUUGAUUCAGGAGAAGAGACGGAUGUAAAUUUCCUUCCUGUAUAAAGAACUGUACACGUGUCCUAAUGUUCUGGUCUGUGUGUGCUUUCCCUGUUUUUGUUGAUUGCCUGUGGCAGAUGGGGGAUGUUAAAGCUCAGUCUAACCCUUGGACCUCAGUUGGCAGCAGAAGCCACAAACUGAAUGACUGUGUGCUUUUUUUUUUUUUUUUCCUCUAACUCGACGUUAUACUGAUCUCUCGCUGCUCCACUGGUUUCUAUUCAAACUAAACUCCAAGCAGUCCGGUCCGUGCUGCUGGGAUUCCUGUGCCCUUUGCAUCCUACCGAUAUUCCUGGAAUAUGUGUAUUUGGCUGUGAUGGAGAGGAAGGCAGAGUCAGUCUGUCUUCACAGAAAUGUUCAGUGCCUGUAAAUGCUUUCAAGGACAGAGGGAAGCACACAUGUAAACACAUGCUGUAGUUAGCAAACGAAGCCGAGGGUAAAUGCUUCUGGUUUGUUUUACCGUGCUUCUCAUCCUGCCGGCAUUUACAACUAAAGGGGCAAACUGCACCUCUGAUUCACACCAAAGUAUGUAGCAACUGCUGUCAGCACUGAAAAUAAAUGUACAGUUGUUAAUGACUCAAUAAAGCUGUUUUUUCUAGAA